AUGGAAUCUGAAGAAGAGAUCAGAACUGAACUAGAGACUGUGGAUGAUUUCUCACAAGUGCUACCAACAAAAGCCUUAUAUAUUGCAGGUGCCUUGAAAUCAAAAACAUCAUUAUCCCCUAACAUAAUUCUUACAUUUUUGCAUAAAGUUUACUCAGACUUUAAGACAGGAAAAGUCCCUGAAGAUGCCAAAGCUAAAAUAGAAAUUGCUUUAUAUAAAGGAGAUUUAGGGAAUGCUAAAACUUUAUUAGAAAACGCAUUAUUUAACAGCUUAUUUAUUCCUCAAGAAAUUCUUCAGCCUGCUGUCCAAAAUAAGCCUGAAACUGCUUUUUACUGUGCCAAAUGCAAAUAUGCAAUUCUUGAUGAUGACUGUAUUGUCUUGGAAUCAUGUACUCAUACAUUUCAUUUAAAAUGCCUUACACAAUAUCUAAAUGAAAAUAUUACAAAAAAUACAAUAAAAAUUUCAUGCCCAAGCUGCCAUGUAGAAAUUCAGCCAGGAUUUUUCCAACAAUAUAUUGAUAAGAAUCUGAUGAGGUAUUAUGAAAAUCUUGCAUUUGAAAGAUUGAUUAAAAGCGGGGAAAUCGGAAGAAUAAUUAAAUGCCCUAAUUACUCCUGCACUGCGCAAUUUGAAAUCCAGGAUCAAACCACCUUAGAAUGCCCUGAGUGUCACAGAAAUAUUUGUGGGAAAUGUGAAAAAGUCCAAUCAGACUGCCAAUGCAACAAAUAUAAUAAUUUUUUCAGCAAAUUGCAGUGCCCUUUUUGCAAAAGGCGCUGCAAAAUCAACAGAAGAAAAGGGCCUUAUAUUUGCAAAGGAUGCGAUAUGUGUAGAAGAUGCCGAAAGGUAGUCUACAAUUGCCAAUGUAGAGCUUAG
Molecule: messenger RNA, 870 nt
Organism: Blepharisma stoltei
Lineage: Eukaryota; Ciliophora; Heterotrichea; Heterotrichida; Blepharismidae
Source: the annotation of a GenBank genome assembly